UCUAAACUCAAAACAAUUUUCCAACAAAUCAUAAGAAAUCCAGGCAUCCAUAUUAGCCAACGGACCAAGUUCUCCGAUCACCACCGUCACAAGAUCCGAAACACCAAACACAAUCACCAUAACUGCAACCACUAUGACAACUCCAUGGACCUCCAAGACCACCUGGACAGUGUCACGUGGCUCUCUCGACUCCGUCCUCACCUUCGAGACGUUCGAUUUUCCGAUCGAAUCGGAAUCCACUCCUCGGAAACCGCCACUCCUUCUCCUACCUCCUCCUCCUUCCGAUUCUCAACCGUGCGAGAUCAAACUAAAUUUUACUCAAAAGCACGAGAUCCGUCAAGUGUAUGUCAGAAGUACAGCACGUGUAUACGAAAUAUAUUAUGCACCUACUUUGCAUAGUGACAAUGAGUACCUAUGUACUGUCCGUUGUAGUGCUGCAUCUGUAGAGGACAAUUCAUUCCCUGCAUCUGAUGUCAAGGAAGCUGUUUCCGUAAACUCAGAGGGUCAUACUGACAUAUUAUCAAAAGCUAGAGUGGCCGGUGAGAAUAAAAUUGGCACCAAUGAAGAUGAUUGGGUUGAGGUCAAACACCCUGUUGGUCUAGAACAGAGUUCAAACAAUAGCCGAAACCACCAGGAUUUCUAUGAGGCUACAGCAGAAAUCAAUGAUUCAGAGCCUUGCAUGUCACUCACUAUUCGCUUGCUAUCACUUCAAACUAAAGGCUGCGUAUACGUUGACGAAGUGUACGUGUUUGCUGACCCGAUUGAUUCAGACGACUCCGAGAAUCAGACAGUUAACGCAGAAACCUCAGCCAAUAGUUCACUUAUGACUAUGCUAGUUCCCACUCUUCUAGGGCUAACUAAAUCUAGAUCCGCCCAGUUACACGAUCAAAAUAGUUCCAAUCCUGUAGGACCCGCCACUUCAAAUUAUCCCGUUAAUCAUGUUUAUCAGCAAGAUGAGACGUCGUGUAAACCGAGUGAGGCCAAAGCUGAGUUAACUCAAUCCCAAUUAGCAGUUUCAACACCUAAUGAAGAUAAAGUAAGUGACUGGACAGCGAGAAAUGAGUUAUCGUAUAACCGAUCCGAAAUUUUAUUGGAACAACUUGUUGAACGGGUGAGUAGAAUCGAAGAUAUCUGCAUGAGGUUUGAAGAGAACAUGUUGAAACCGAUAAACAACAUGGAGGCGAGACUCCAACGUGUCGAGCAGCAGGUUGAAUUACUUGUGAGGUGUCCAGUGUCACCGUCUUUUUCAAGACUUGAACCCGAGCCCAGAUCAAUAAGCAACGAUGGAAACGGGUCAAAAUCUUGUGGUGAACCCGAAUUAGAAAAGACAGAAUCUUUCUUAACUGGGACCCACAAUCCACCCGAGGAUAAAUCUAUGGCUACUGAUGAAAAACUGGAAGUGAAUGAUGUUUUAGAAUCGCCAAAGAAGGAAAAACCGAAGAAAACCGUUUCGAUUGAUGAUGCUUUGGCUGCAGCACUAGCUGGAUUCUCAUCUUUUUCCAAACCGAAUGAUAGUUGUAUAGUUGAAUCUAUAGAUACAACUCGUGUAUCAAAUACUGACGGUGAGGAGGAGGCUUCGAUUUCUUCUGAGUCUCUGAAAGCAACCGCACCCGAGUUUAUGGGGGAGGAUAAUGAUGAGGGCCCGACUUCAUGUGAUGUUUCGACAGAUAUUACGGAUAAUAGUUUUGACUCACACGGAACGACAUCGCAAGUAGAUGAUGAAGAAGCUAUGGGUCCCACCGGCAAUGUCAGUUGUCCAUCGUCUCCUCCUCACGAAACCAAUGCUCAGCUAGAGUCUAUUACAGCGGUCAAAGUAUUGACUUUUGACAAAACCGACAUUCUUAAACAUUUCCCUGAUCAGCCUCAAGAUGUGCCGGAAUCUAGAGUUGAUUUUGAAUCUCCUAUUCUAGAAGUGAAGUUUGCUUCUUUUGAUAAUGGUAGCCUCAAGUCCCCUCUUGAAGCCCUGUUGACCGAUGAUGCAGCUAGGCCCGCUAUUGACGAAGGCAUGUUGAUUGAGGAAAGAUCUAAAACCGCAAACAAUCUUUUGGUGGAUUUGGAUGGUGAUGAUGCCGCUAAGUCUGCUACCAAUGAAGGUGUAUUGAUUGAGGAAUGUUCUAAAACUACAAACACUCUUUUGGUGGAUUUGGAUGGUGAUGAUGCCGCUAGGCCUGCUAUUGUUGAAGGCGGCGUAUUGAUUGAGGAACUACCUGAAACCGCAACCAAUAUUUUGGGGGAUUUGGAUGGUGAUGGUGUCUGCGAAAAAGUGCAUCAACAGGAUCUUCCGCCUGUUCAACUCGAAACUUCUUUUGCAAGUCUUAUUUGACGCCGGUCCAACGGUUAAGGAAGGUUUCUUAUUGUACAUAUAACUUAUAUAAAUUAUAUGUUUACAUCACUUUUGUUACAAAACCCAUGCAAUCCGUGUUAAACUUAUUUGAAAGCUAAACACUGUUUUUUUGUCUGAUAA
Molecule: messenger RNA, 2464 nt
Organism: Helianthus annuus (common sunflower)
Lineage: Eukaryota; Viridiplantae; Streptophyta; Magnoliopsida; Asterales; Asteraceae
Exons: 3
Coding region: 134-2323 (729 amino acids)
Source: RefSeq, a predicted model, not a curated record